AUGGAGAUGGCAACCUGCAGCUUCCACAGCUCCUCCUUCACCCUCCCUAACUCUAACUCUAACCCUCGAACCAACCUUUCCUCUCCUCUUCCACUCUCCAAGCAACUCUUCGGUUUCAGCUUACCUUCUUCUUCAACCGCCAAAACCACCACACUCAAACUCCGUACCCGAAACCCAAAACCCUUCUCCACUCACCCACCAAUCAAAUGCUCCGUUUCUGAAGCCACCGAAGCCGCCACCGCAGAAAGGAGGAGAAAGUUGAUGAGGAGAAGUGACAUAAGGAAUAUAGCAAUUGUGGCGCAUGUUGAUCAUGGAAAGACAACUUUGGUUGAUGCAAUGUUGAGGCAAUCAAAGGUGUUUCGCGAUAACCAAUUUGUUCAGGAAAGGAUAAUGGACUCAAAUGAUAUAGAGCGUGAAAGGGGAAUUACUAUACUAAGCAAAAAUACAUCUAUUACGUAUAAAGAUUCAAAGAUUAAUAUAAUUGAUACCCCUGGCCAUUCUGACUUUGGAGGCGAAGUCGAACGGAUCCUCAAUAUGGUGGAAGGGAUUCUUCUAGUGGUAGAUUCUGUUGAAGGCCCAAUGCCGCAGACAAGAUUUGUUUUGAAGAAGGCUCUAGAAUUUGGCCAUGCUGUUGUUGUUGUUGUCAAUAAGAUUGAUAGGCCUUCAGCUCGUCCAGAUUUUGUCAUCAAUUCCACUUUUGAACUCUUUAUUGAAUUAAAUGCGACUGAUGAACAGUGUGAUUUCCAAGCAAUAUAUGCUAGUGGGAUUAAAGGAAAGGCAGGGUUGUCAGCAGAUAAUUUGGCAGAUGAUCUUGGGCCCCUUUUUGAGAGCAUAAUGAGAUGCAUACCUGGACCUGCUAUCGACAAAGAUGGUUCACUGCAAAUGCUUGCUACAAAUAUCGAGUAUGAUGAACACAAAGGGCGAAUAGCUAUUGGACGCUUGCAUGCUGGGAUUCUGAAGAAGGGGAUGGAUGUGAAGGUAUGCACCUCAGAAGAUUCAUGUCGAUUUGCAAGAGUUAGCGAGCUCUUUGUGUAUGAGAAGUUCAGUAGGGUUCCUGCAGAAAGUGUGGAGGCUGGUGAUAUAUGUGCUGUUUGUGGAAUUAAUGAUAUUCAGAUUGGCGAGACAAUUGCUGAUAAAACCAAUGGGACACCAUUACCUGCAAUUAAGGUGGAGGAACCAACUGUGAAAAUGGCUUUCUCUAUAAACACUUCACCAUUUGUUGGACGCGAGGGAAAGUAUGUUACAAGUAGGAACUUACGAGAUCGUCUUUCUCGUGAGCUUGAGCGUAACUUGGCUAUGAAGGUUGAAGAUGGUGAAACAGCAGAUACCUUCAUUGUUAGUGGACGGGGUACUUUACAUAUUACCAUAUUGAUAGAGAACAUGCGAAGAGAAGGGUAUGAAUUCAUGGUGGGACCUCCCAAAGUUAUUAACAAAAGGGUGAAUGACAAGUUGUUGGAACCAUAUGAGAUUGCCACUGUGGAGGUUCCAGAAGAACACAUGGGCGCUGUCGUUGAGCUUCUUGGCAAAAGACGGGGGCAGAUGUUUGAUAUGCAAGGGGUUGGGUCGGAAGGCACAACCUUCCUCAAAUAUAAAAUUCCAACUCGUGGCCUUCUUGGUCUGCGAAAUGCAAUUUUAACAGCUUCUCGUGGCACUGCAAUUCUCAACACAAUAUUUGACAGCUAUGGACCUUGGGCUGGUGAUAUGAGUACCCGGGAUCUGGGCUCACUGGUUGCCUUUGAGGGUGGAACGAGUACUUCUUAUGCCAUUUCUAGUUCACAGGAGAGGGGGCAGUUGUUUAUUGGUCCUGGGGUGGAAGUUUAUAAAGGUCAGAUAGUUGGCAUCCAUCAGCGGCCUGGGGACUUAUCCCUUAAUGUGUGUAAGAAGAAGGCUGCAACAAACAUCCGUUCCAACAAAGAUGUAACAGUGAUUCUUGAUACCCCAUUGGACUACAGUCUGGAUGACUGCAUUGAGUAUAUUCAAGAGGAUGAACUGGUGGAGGUUACUCCUUCGAGUAUCCGAAUGUGCAAAAACCCAAAGUUCUCAAAGAAAUCAAACAGGUAG
Prunus armeniaca (apricot) is the source of this 2061-nucleotide messenger RNA. The record is from the annotation of a GenBank genome assembly. NCBI's taxonomy places the organism in Eukaryota, Viridiplantae, Streptophyta, Magnoliopsida, Rosales, Rosaceae.